AUGCUUCGACAACAACAUUUCGUUCUCACCUUCCAGUUGACUUUGCAUGCGAUCAAUAUCGCGCAUGAUGAUGAUUUCUUCGGCUGUCGAGGCAGAAAUGCAAUUCCGAAAGAUGAUUCCGCCAUUGCGGUCGGGCUCACUCUCGAGCCGAACUUCGCCUUCUCACCUUCCUCUUCCAAGCCAACUGCAAUCCUAGUCUACAGGUUCUUCCUCCCUGAACAGAACGACCUGGACCGCGACUGUAGACCGGACCCUGAGACCGAUAAGAACUCCUUCUCCCCUCCUGCGGAAGUCCACCGGGUUGGUGCCGUCUACCAGCGAAGCAGAAAGAGGCAGGAGAAUUAG
Messenger RNA from Cladophialophora immunda, 345 nucleotides. RefSeq lists its product as uncharacterized. The transcript has a single exon. The coding region runs from base 1 to 345 and encodes 114 amino acids. NCBI's taxonomy places the organism in Eukaryota, Fungi, Ascomycota, Eurotiomycetes, Chaetothyriales, Herpotrichiellaceae. The record is from RefSeq and is a predicted model, not a curated record.